Molecule: messenger RNA, 1926 nt
Organism: Penicillium nucicola
Lineage: Eukaryota; Fungi; Ascomycota; Eurotiomycetes; Eurotiales; Aspergillaceae
Exons: 2
Coding region: 1-1926 (641 amino acids)
Source: RefSeq, a predicted model, not a curated record
AUGCCUCAAUCCUCUUAUUCCUCUAAAAGGGCACCCAAGAGUUCAGCUAAAAACGCCCACCCCCGCCCUGCAACCCCCGAGGGCCACAUCAGGCGCAACAUGGAUAUGUCUCCCAAAGUCAAUCCCCCUAGGAAGUUGGCCACUGGCCGACCCGCCGACAGAAAACGCAGAGCAUCGUCCUCUUCAGUCUCCUCUGUCUCCUCUGUUUCAUCCCUCGAUGAUCUUAGCGAGGAGGCAGAUGAUUCGGAAGAAGAUGCGGACGAUGAGGAAGAACCAGCUGUCAAGGCCCCGUCUUAUCGUCGGAGGGACAAUAAGGCGGGGCGUCAACCUGCACGAGCCAAAAGAAGACGUGUGGUUUCAGAUGAUAGCAGCAAUGCCAGCGACUCUGAUGAGAGCUCUGAUGAUGUCUACGCUGCGGUGGACUACAUCACGGAUGCUGAAGAUGAAGAGCAAGACGUUGAACAAAUGGAAGAAAUGAUGAUUAUGGAAUCUGAAAGAUCUCAGCGGGUCAUGCCUAGUUCAGAACUGAACGAUGAGCAGUGGACCAUCUCGAACGCGUUUGACGACCAUAUGUUCUUACCAGCAGCUUCUUUCUUCGACGAGGAGCACCUUUACUCCGCCAUGGACACCUUUGGGGAACCAGAAAUGACCAGCGAGGCUGUUGAGACUCCAGUUGCUCGACGAGUCCACUUCGAGGAGCGAUCAGAAUCGUCCUCUGAUAGUGAUUCCCACAGCGAUGAUGAAAUUCCCGGUGACUUCUUGCAGCAAGACAGCUUGGACCCACAGCUGCGUCGUAUGAUUGAAAAUGACCACGAGUCCUACCGCAACAACCAUCGUAGGCAUUCCGAAGAAAUCUUCGGUGAUGCUGAUUACGGCCAUGGCAGCAUUUACCACGUCGAGUCCGAGGGUUCCUCCGAGGGCAGCUUGAGUGGAUAUGAGAGUGAUGAUGGCGAUACCACAGAUGAAGAUUUACCCCCACCAGCUACCAUCACCCACCCUCGAUCCCUUCUUCGCCGGGACUCAUCCGAUUCAUUGGCCCCUGUAGGUGACGACAAGAGCGAUAGUGUUCCUCGCCGCCGUGGUCCCAUCAUGGGAACCUUCGUGGCCGACCCUCACAAGCCGGUUGCUUUGGUUGACUGCACUGGAAAGCACCUCGUCAUCAUCCCUGCCUAUGCCUCUUCUCGCCACGACUGGCUUGAGUCCGCUGCUAACAGCAUGCCCGGAACCGCCAACACCAGCCCUCGCCAGACUACUCUUCACCUGGUUGACGAAAGUGACACCGAUGCUCUUGUCUCUCCUCAUCAAACAGAUUUCAGCCCCAUGCUGGCAUCCAGUGCCAAUCUCAUGAUGACUGCUCUUGGAAAUGACCUUACACCCGGAGGCCAGGUUAUGGGUCCUCCUGAGGCGUUCUACCCCUCCCAGGACUUCACCAUCGACAGUUCUUUCGAAGAGGAUGAAGACGAUGAUCCCGAGUCCGCCCUUAAUGUGGACGAUUUCAUUGACUUUGGUAACGGCUCAUCCGACGAGGACGAUGACAUGGACAACCAAUUUGACGAUGAAGCCCAAGUGUCUCCAAUGGGACCGCCAUCCGUCAAGUCCAUCGGCGCCCGAACUCCCACACGAAAAUCCGAAUCUCAGCCCCCUAACAACGAAGAGCGCUUCCUGAAUCACCUGGACAAGGGCAUCGUCACAGCCUUCCGUCGCAACCACAACCGCUACCAGGCUCUCCUACGCCUCCCUCAACACCGCGAGUUCAUGCCGGCCAACUCUCCAGCUCGCCCGGCAAGCGUUUUCCGCCACGCCAAAAACAACGACCAGCGCACGCCCACCCGCAAACGCAAGUCAAGUGGCAUUGCCGGUGGCGAAGCCGUCCGUCGCAAGCUCAUGGACGCUCAGCAACGUCGCAGCACCCAACUCCCAAUGUGA